This is a messenger RNA of Periophthalmus magnuspinnatus, 3046 nucleotides long. It is a transcript of the gene ezh2, whose product is annotated as enhancer of zeste 2 polycomb repressive complex 2 subunit. Gene Ontology annotation, molecular function: histone H3K27 methyltransferase activity; protein binding. Gene Ontology annotation, biological process: chromatin remodeling. The coding region runs from base 490 to 2787 and encodes 765 amino acids. Lineage: Eukaryota; Metazoa; Chordata; Actinopteri; Gobiiformes; Gobiidae. The record is from RefSeq and is a predicted model, not a curated record. The transcript is spliced from 19 exons.
GUCCACAUGUCCCCGUUGCUGGGCCCCAUACGCUUCUCUCAAUCCCAUUGGUUAAUACUGGGAGAAAGCUCCUAAAAUCAGCGCUGUCCGUGUCUAAACCGGAUGCUCUGAUUGGUGCAAACGUUUGGCGCCUUGAAUGAGCCGCUGUCGUAGUGGGCGGUGAACGCGGCGCCGAUAGCAGUUUUUGAACCUUUUGAGCCGAAAAUACCAAAUUUAACACUUUGUUUACAUCGGGUAUAAAAUAAAACAAGCGGAUUUUAUUCCUCAGCGUUGUCGCUGUUGGGAGAUACAGGUUAUACGCAGGAAAAAGUGCUGUUUCGUCUGAUAGUUUGCGAUAAAGCCGGUCCCUCGUUGUAAGGAAACUGGGUGCUAGCCGCGAAGCUAACCGGAGCUAAUCCCCCAACACAAAAGACUAUUUCGCUCGCUAUUUUUGUCUUUACUCCUAAACUUUACAUUGGAUGAGGACAGUUUUUUCUGAACAGCUGGACCAUGGUGCUGACAGGGAAGCGGUCGGAAAAGGGCCCAGCAUGUUGGAAACGCAGAGUGAAAUCUGAAUACACCCGACUGAGACAGUUAAAGCGCUUCAGGAGGGCAGACGAGGUCAAGAGCAUGUUCAACUCAAACCGUCAGAAGAUAAACGAGCGUACUGACUUCCUGAACGAGGAGUGGAAAACCCGACGCAUUCAGCCUGUGCAUAUCAUGACCUCAGUGAGCUCGCUGAGAGGGACCAGAGAGUGCACGGUGGACAGUGGCUUUUCUGAGUUUCCGCGGCAGGCGAUUCCUCUGAAGACUCUGAACGCUGUGGCCUCGGUCCCAGUCAUGUACUCAUGGUCACCUCUGCAGCAGAACUUUAUGGUGGAGGAUGAGACAGUGCUCCAUAACAUCCCGUACAUGGGAGACGAGAUCCUGGACCAGGAUGGUACCUUCAUCGAGGAACUGAUAAAAAAUUACGACGGGAAAGUUCAUGGGGACAGAGAGUGUGGUUUCAUAAACGAUGAGAUCUUUGUGGAGCUGGUGACAGCGUUGGCUCAGUACAGCGACAACGAGGAAGAUGAUGAAGAGGAGGAGGCAGAAGCAGAGCUGUGUGAUGGGAAAGAGCGACCAGAGGAGCCCAGGACCAACCAUGAGGGUCGGACCAAUAACGUCUCCAAGAAGUUCCCGUCUGACAAGAUUUUUGAGGCAAUUUCCUCCAUGUUUCCAGACAAAGGGUCGAUUGAGGAGCUUAAAGAGAAGUACAAGGAGCUGACAGAACAACACGUUCCUGGAGCACUCCCUCCUGAGUGCACCCCGAACAUCGAUGGCCCAAACGCCCGAUCGGUUCAACGUGAGCAGAGCCUCCACUCUUUCCACACGCUGUUUUGUAGGCGCUGCUUCAAAUACGACUGCUUCCUCCACCCUUUCCACGCGACUCCAAACACCUACAAAAGGAAAAACCUGGAGAAUCUGGUUGACUCCAAACCGUGCGGCAUCGACUGCUACAUGUAUCUGGUGCAGGACGGGAUGGUCAGAGAGUAUCCCGCUGGAGUUGUGGGCGAGCGAGCCAAGACUCCAUCCAAACGCAGUGUGGGCCGUCGCCGUGGUCGCCCUCAUAGCAACAGUCGCCCCGGCACCCCCACGGUCUCCUCGGAAACCAAAGACACGGACAGCGACCGGGAGGGCAGCCGGGAGGACGAGCGAGAGAUGGGGGGCGGUAGAGAGGAGGAGAGAGAGAGCGGAGGAACAGAAGGAGAGAGGGAGACGGAAGAGGAUGAUAAGAAGGACGACAACACCAGUUCAGAGGGAAACUCGCGUUGCCAGACCCCAGUGAAGCUGAAGCUGUGUGAGCCUGAGGCUGUGGACUGGAGUGGAGCUGAGGCCUCUCUGUUCAGGGUUCUCAUCGGGACUUACUACGACAACUACUGCGCCAUUGCACGGCUCAUCGGCACCAAGACAUGUAGACAGGUUUACGAGUUCAGGGUGAAGGAGUCGAGUAUAAUCGCCCGAGCGCCGACUGAAGAUGAAGACACACCUCCACGAAAAAAGAAACGAAAGCACAGACUCUGGGCCACACACUGCAGGAAGAUCCAGCUCAAGAAAGAUGGCUCGUCCAAUCACGUGUACAACUACCAGCCAUGUGACCACCCUCGACAACCAUGUGACUCCUCCUGCCCCUGUGUCACUGCCCAAAACUUCUGUGAAAAGUUUUGUCAAUGCAGCUCUGAGUGUCAGAACCGUUUCCCGGGCUGCCGCUGUAAGGCUCAGUGCAACACAAAGCAGUGUCCGUGCUACCUGGCCGUGAGAGAGUGUGACCCCGAUCUGUGCCUCACCUGUGGAGCCGCCGAGCACUGGGACAGCAAGAAUGUGUCCUGCAAGAACUGCUCCAUACAGAGGGGGGCUAAAAAGCACCUGCUCUUGGCUCCCUCUGAUGUGGCCGGAUGGGGCAUUUUCAUUAAAGAACCAGUCCAAAAAAAUGAGUUUAUUUCAGAGUACUGUGGAGAGAUAAUUUCUCAAGAUGAAGCUGAUCGCAGAGGAAAGGUUUACGACAAAUACAUGUGCAGCUUUCUCUUCAAUCUCAACAAUGAUUUUGUUGUUGACGCCACGAGGAAAGGCAACAAGAUCCGCUUUGCAAAUCAUUCUGUGAACCCAAACUGCUAUGCAAAAGUGAUGAUGGUGAACGGAGACCAUAGAAUAGGAAUCUUCGCCAAAAGAGCGAUUCAGACCGGAGAAGAGCUGUUCUUUGAUUACAGGUACAGCCAGGCUGAUGCUCUGAAGUACGUUGGUAUUGAACGUGAAAUGGAAAUUGCCUGAUAAUCUACCUCUGACUCUUGGGCCUUACUCACCACAAACUCAAAUCAGGAAAAUACUGCCACCGUUUGUACUUUUUUGAUAUGGGAUUAUUUCACUAAACUCAAAAGGACUUAAACAUGUUUUUUACUCAAAUACAGUAAAGAGACCAAACCAAGUCUUACUGUUGUUUUAGUUCAAACUUCAGGGACCAACCUCCACCACCAGCUGUUUUUCACACAAUCAACUUUAUAAUAAUCAUUUUGUCAAAUUGCUGCGUAUU